AUGGUUGCUACCAUCACGAAGUACAAGGCUGCGGCCGUCAACGCCGAGCCUGGCUGGCUCAAUCUGGAAUUGUCUGUCCAGAAGACCAUCCACUGGAUCAACGAGGCGGGCAAGGCGGGCUGCAAACUGGUGGCAUUCCCCGAGCUCUGGAUUCCUGGCUACCCCUACUGGAUGUGGAAGGUCACUUACCAAGAGAGCUUGCCUCUGUUGAAGAAAUACCGCGAGAACAGUCUCGCCUCGGAUUCUCCUGAAAUGCACCGCAUUCGUGCUGCAGCAAAGGAGAAUUCCAUUUUCGUGUCCCUUGGAUACUCCGAAUUGGACCUCAACAGUCUGUACACGACGCAAGUCUUCAUCGAUCCGCAAGGCAAUGUCAUCAACCACCGUCGUAAGAUCCGCGCGACGCAUGUGGAACGCCUCGUCUUUGGGGACGGCACGGGCGACACCACCUCCAUGGUGGUGGACACUGAAAUCGGCCGAAUCGGGCAGUUGAACUGCUGGGAGAACAUGAACCCGUUUUUGAAGUCCUACGCCGUUUCGCUCGGCGAACAGGUCCACGUCGCUGCAUGGCCGCUUUACCCGCACGCCUCCACCCUCACCUACCCGGACCCAUACACCAACAUCAGCGACGCCAAUGCUGACAUUGUGACCCCGGCGUACGCCAUCGAGACAGGCUCGUACACGCUCGCACCCUUCCAGACCAUCUCCGCCGAGGGCGUGAAGUUGCAGACGCCUCCCGGCAAGGAACCUGAAGAUCAUCACGUCUACAACGGCAACACUCGAAUCUACGGACCCGACGGACAGCGCUUGAUUGAGAAGCCUACGGAAGACUUUGAAGGGCUGGUGUUCGUCGACAUCGACCUCAACGAGGCACAGCUCAGCAAAGCGUUGAAUGAUUUCGGCGGGCACUACAUGCGCCCGGACCUCAUCCGUUUGGUGGUCGACACGGACCCGAAGAGUAGUGUGAGCAAGAUCAAUGGCUCCGGCAAGCACGAGAUCGUCAGUACGAUGGAGCGCGUGGGGUUGAACAAGCCAUUGCAGUCCGAGGAGGCUUGA
This is a messenger RNA of Zymoseptoria tritici IPO323, 1053 nucleotides long. RefSeq lists its product as uncharacterized. The coding region runs from base 1 to 1053 and encodes 350 amino acids. Gene Ontology annotation, molecular function: cyanide hydratase activity. NCBI's taxonomy places the organism in Eukaryota, Fungi, Ascomycota, Dothideomycetes, Mycosphaerellales, Mycosphaerellaceae. The record is from RefSeq and is a predicted model, not a curated record. The transcript has 3 exons. Gene Ontology annotation, biological process: cyanide catabolic process.